This is a messenger RNA of Formica exsecta, 6876 nucleotides long. RefSeq names its product ral guanine nucleotide dissociation stimulator (gene Rgl). Lineage: Eukaryota; Metazoa; Arthropoda; Insecta; Hymenoptera; Formicidae. Gene Ontology annotation, biological process: positive regulation of GTPase activity; Ras protein signal transduction. The record is from RefSeq and is a predicted model, not a curated record. Gene Ontology annotation, cellular component: plasma membrane. Gene Ontology annotation, molecular function: guanyl-nucleotide exchange factor activity.
GCCAUGAGGUGCAUCGAUCCAGCGCUGAAAACACUCUCCUCGGUAAAACGAGGGGACCACCGCCGUUACAACAAAUGGCGGUACCGUCGUAACUUACCUCCUCUGCCCUCCCCCCACCCCGUGUGUCUCGUCUGGUGGGAAAAAGUUCGUCACACACCUCCGGUACAUCUCCGGCGUGACGACGGUUAACCAUACAGUCGCACAGCGAGAUCCGACUCGCGAGGGAACCUCGACUUCUCUCGGCUGGCGAUUUUCCUGGCGCGUCGCGACUCGCGUGCCCUAGUCCCCCCUUGGUUUUUCCUUUUGCAAACUGAAACGAGGGGAAUCCGAGGAGCCCCCUUUUCCCCCCGAUCUCCGAUCCCCCGUACCGUACCGUACCGUUCCGAUCGUUCUCGGAGAACGGCACUCGCUCAAGAGGAAGAGAGAGAGAGAGAGAGAGAGAGAAAGAGAGAGAGAGAAGUCGCCGCCUGUUCGUCCUCGCUUGCGUUUGUGAUCUGCCUCGAUACAGCGAUCGUUCAACAAACGUAUUGGAGUGAAAUACGGACCUCGAGGAUUACUUGGUGUUGUGAAGUGAGUGAAGUUCCGAGGGAAAAUUCGUUAUGUCAAGGAGAGAAGAAAAGAGAGAGAGAGGGAAAGAAGAGCGACGACGUGCCCGAAGGUGUCGUUGACGUUUCAUGUGUCAGUGUCCUCUCCUCGUCUCUCCCGCAACGCUAUUCCCCAUCUCGUUCUCAAGCUCCAAGCUUUCGUGGAUUUUUAUUUCGCUCUUGAAGAAAGCAUUCUCUGAAGAGAAAGACUGAAGUACACGAAGAUAUAUUUCGGAAUGCGGUGUAAACUAUAUUCCUAAAAGCCAACGAAAUCAUAUAAUCGAUACUAUAGCCCUAGUUAUCCUUUCUUACCUGACAUAGGAUAUCCCUAUUCGGCCACUAUGAUCCUAUAUCCCUAGAUCCCCGUAAUCUUUAUCCAAUUGCACAAUACACGUUCUCCUUUCUAACAUAAUCAUAAUCCAAAUAUCAUAAAAAAUUACUCCAUAGUUGUUAUUCAACCAUCAUCUCCUACAUUUUUUUCUUACUUAUAAUACGUAUAAUAUGUAUUACGUUAUUAUAGCUAAUAUUAUUACCACAAUUACUCCAAUCAAUUAAUAUUUUCAUAAAUCAUCCCUUUUUUCUAUUUAUUUCUCUAUUUUUUUCAAUAUCUCUGCCUUUUUUCCUCUUCAUUGUUUUUGCUCCGAAAAAAUUUCAAAGUCAAUAAUAAUUUUUAUAAUAGUUCUUGAUUUGCCCGAUACUCUUUAAAAAAUCGGUAAAAAGAAGAAGAAAAAGAAGUUAUUCUUCAACAUCAUCCGGGUCGUGGCGCGAUGCCGGAUGACAGAUUAAACUGGGAGCGGCUGUCAAAGGCGGAAUCCCUCGGGAACAACCUUCCCGUUCGGGAGAUAGAGUUCGACGCAGAAUGACGAGCUCGUGUUGCUGUUGCCGGAAGCGAAGCCGCGAAGAGGAGCGACGAGCAACCCGGCGACGAAGACGACGAAGACGAGGAGCGAGUUCGGGGUCCUCUAGUGCCAGCGGAGGGCUAUGAGCGCUGACAAUGGGGACGAAUCCUUGCCCACGUGGCGUUUAUGGGGCGAGGAGAGGGGCGACGGCGUCAUAUACACGGUGUACCUGAAGAAGGUCCGAUACCACCGGCCUACAAGGAGUCUCUCGGCAUCGGAUUCUGACGACGAGAUCUCGCACCUGGAAUGGGAGACGGUGAGGGUGCGCUUCCUGAAAGCCGGCACGGUGCAGCGGCUGGUCGAGAGCCUGGCGAAUGACGACGGCGAGUUGGAGUCCACUUACAUAAACGUCUUCCUGGCGACUUAUCGGGCGUUCACGACGCCGCGCGAGGUCCUCGAGCUGCUGCUCGCGCGAUACGACGCCCUGGACGAGAACGCCGGCGGCUGCGAGCAGCAUCGCAAGACCCUCGUCCAGGCCCUGCACGUCUGGCUGGACGCGUAUCCCGGCGACUGGAAGUCGCCCCCCAACCACCCCCUCCUCGCCAGGCUCCUCGACUUCACGCAUCGGCGCCUCCUCGGCUCCGAGCUCGAGCUUAAGGCCAGGCACCGGCUGCACCGCUUCCAGCGCGAGGAUCAAAUAGAUUCCUGCAUAGUGUACGACAAUGGUCGGCUACCCAUGCGCGGUUCCCCGGAUCCGAUGUCGGAUCACUGGGGAAACUACAUCUUCCCGGAAGUGCCCCACCGUCACUUUGCCGAGCAGCUGACACGAAUGGACGCCGAGGUAUUCAAGAAGCUGGUCGCCCAUCAAUGCCUCGGUGCCGUCUGGUCCAGAAAGGAUCGUACCAGGAGUCACGAGGCCGCCACGGUGGUGGCGACCGUGAAUCAAUUCAAUGCCGUUCCGACGCUCAAGUCGCAGGAUCGCGCCAGGAUCCUCGAGACGUGGAUUGAUAUCGCGCAGGAACUACGCAUCCUCAAGAACUUUAGUAGCCUGAAGGCGAUUGUCUCCGGCCUCCAGAGCAAUCCGGUAUACCGGCUGGAAAAGUGCUGGCAGUGCAUGCCUAGGGAGAAGCAUGAGCUCUUUCGGGAACUCGAGAGGAUAUUCUCCGAGGAAAAUAACGCCUGGACGCAGAGGGAACUGCUCAUCAAGGAGGGCACCGCCAAGUUCGCCGACACUGCCGGAAGGAGCGAUAGACAUUUGCAGAAGCUCUUUCAGAAACAAAAUACUCACGCGGGCAAUAUCAGCUACGGCACGAUACCGUAUUUGGGCACUUUCCUGACUGAUCUAACGAUGAUCGAUACAGCAAUACCGGAUACGAUAGCGGACGGUCUCAUUAAUUUCGAUAAGAGACGGAAAGAGUUCGAGGUGCUGGCAAGGAUACGGCUCUUACAGGGUGCGGCGAAUGCGUACAAUUUCAACACGGACGCCAUGUUCGAUCGUUGGUUCCACUCGGUAUUGGUAUUGGACGAUCGGGAAGCUUACAAGCUUAGCUGUCAGAUUGAGGCACCACCAGCGGGCAAUACUCUUAACAAUCGCGGCAAAAAGAAGCAAAAUCAUCAGGGUCAUCGGAAAAAUGACUCGAUCGCGUCGACGUCGAGCUCCAGCAGUUCCCAGUUCUACUGCGACCUCGACUCUCUACCGAGCUCGCCUCACAACUCGUUGGACCGGCGAACCUCGCCCUCGCAAAUGUCCAGUUCGUCCUCGAGUUCGUCUCUACCUUCUCUCGACGUGUCCUUGGGCUCAGGCGGGGGUGGCAACCAUCAGACCCGUCUGGCGCCUCCGGCAGGCGCUGUCCCAACUAACGGAAGCACCCCCAAUCUCGCCGGACUAUCCAGUCCCAGCCACUCGCACAAGAGCUCGCCGGACUUUUACAUCAUCAAGGUCACCAUGGAGACGGACAACGUGGAGACGGAGGGCGUGGUGCUUUACAAGUCCAUCAUGCUGUCAAACAACGAGCGGACGCCGCAGGUGAUCCGUAACGCCAUGCUGAAGCUCAGCAUCGAGGGCAAUCCCGAUCAGUACACCCUCGCCCAGGUGCUACCUGAUCGUGAGAUGGUACUACCCACCUCGGCCAACGUCUAUUACGCUGUAAAUACCGCGCACAAUCUCAAUUUCAUACUGAGACCGAGGAGGGAGCCCAACGACGCAACCUCGGACAGUCCCAGGAGCAAGGCCAGCGUUCACAAUCACAAACGGUAGUCGUGAACACCGGUUGCCCCUACGUCGUAAACAUUCGUAAGAUCGGAAAACGAUCCUCGAAAUUCGCUGAUAACGCAAGCGGACGCAGUUUCGAAACUUUGGACGCGAGAUCAGAGUGAUGGUGGAAAGUAAAACCGAUCGGGGUAAUUGUGAUCGAAAAUAAAUGUGAUAUCGGAACGCAAUAACGAAUCAAAUAUCAAGCUAUAAUAUGUUACGCAAAUGCACAACAAUAUUAAUUAUGAUAUUAUUAAUAUUCAGAAAUGUAAUAUUAGGGACAGUGUUGAUAGCAUCUUGUAAUUAACAUUAUCGAUAAUAUUAAUUGGUAGUUAUUAUUAUUAAUCAAUAUAUUAUCCUGGUUGAUUAGUAAUAUUAAGUAUUAAUUAUAUAAUAUAUCAUUAAAAUAAAAUACAUAUCUAUCGUUAUAUAAAAUAUUACAACUCAUUUGGUUCGCCAUCGUAAUUUAAAAACGAUGACAAUUUAAUUAACAAUUUUUAUACGCGAAAAAUAGAGUGAUGACCAUCAUGGGUAUCACGAUUACCUCGAUCGGUCGCACAUCUUCCUUCAACGUGUAUCGGAAUUGAUGAAAAAAGAAGAGCGAAUCUCAUCGUCAAUUAGAUUUUGUUUAUUAAGAUUUACCAUGACAGCUCGGCUUUUUCGCUUCCCGAUGCGAUACAAAUAAUCGAGCGAUGCCGAAGUACGAUUAAGUAUGGUCAUUCCGGUACGACUGGAAGUGCGUAAACAUAUGAUUCGUACUCAGACACAACGCGAAUAUACAUAACUGCGCAAUCGGGAUCUACUCUAGCAUUACUAAGCGUGAGUCACACACGCGAGGUUCUUAUCAAUGCCACGAUAAUGCAAACAAGCACAAGGGCCCCGUAUUCUUGCCGCUUUAACGUCGCGUUUGAUAUCAGAGCAUUUAUAAUGUUAUAAGCGCGAUUUCUCUCCGAUCUCGUUAUUUCUCGUUAAUUUUCGUUUAAUAAAAAUCAAUUGAAAGAUAGCGCGAGAUCAUCGAGAGAUAAUUGAAGAUUUAUAAAUAUAUCUCCUCAUUUUUAUUCUUUAUUGUAGUCACAUUUAGCGCUAAAUACGAUGUGAUCCCGAGUGAUAUUUAUCUGACAUAAAGACGAUAUUCGAGACGCGAUAUUAUAAAAACAUUAUUAUAUUUAAAUAAUUAGGACCUUUGUUAUCUAUUUUUGUUUAUCAUUAAAAAGCCAUAUUUUACAUUAAAAUAUGGUCUUUUACUCUUACGACUGUUAUUUGUCUGUUGUAAUAAUUAGUUUGGACGAGAUAUUAACGGAACGAUAAUUGUAUGUCACAGAACAAUGCACAAACAGUGUUUUCGUUAUUGUAAGACAGCCGUGUUUAGCAUUAAAUGUGUAAAAAGAAUAACGGGCGCUUACGACAGAACUUUGCGCGUGUGCGUGCGUGUAUAUACGCUAUACAUAUAACACGUGUGUUCUUCACGAAACGAAAACGAGAUUAUAGAUAAUUAAAACGGAACGAGUCUCGAGCGACUCGCCGUUUCCGGCGGAUCCUUGUGUGUGAUCCUUGUGAAUAACUGCAUAGAGCGCGGUAAACUCGACCAAGCAAGAGGGGGGGCCUCGUGUGCUCUCAUGUGAAAAAAAAAAUUGUCAAUUAUUAUAUCGCUAUUCUCUCGUGUAAUUAGAAGAAAAAAAAAAUAGCAGGAACCGCGAGAUUUUAGAACUGCCCUCAUAUAUUCUGUCCUUUUGUCCUUCUCGCGAAUUUGUCCGAUGAAUUUCGCGAAGGCAAAAAAAUUCUGUGAUAAAAGAAUCUCUUUCUUUCGACUUUCUACGACGAAAUAAAGAAAGAAGGUCAGCCGCCACUGAUCAGACAAGUCCACUUUUUCUAAUAUUACUGGAAAGCUCGGAAGAAGUGUCCAAGAACGAAGAGAGAUCUUAUUUUAUCCUCCCGUUCGCGAGGCGACGAAAUAGAAAUAAACGACUGCUAGACAAGUCUAUAUUUUUCCACUGAAAAGAAAUUGCAUGAGAAAUAUUUUUAACUCGGUAAAACAAAAAGAUACUGUCGCGAAAGUCAGAUAAAUUCAUUUUUUUCCACUGUCUUGGAAAAGUUUGAAAGAUUUUAAUGAAGAAGUAAUUAGUAGAAGUAUAAAAUUGAUAUUAUCUUCUUAUUUAUAUCUUUAUUUUGUAUUAAUUUACUUUCUCUACAAAUUCGCACGAAUUUAUAGCAUAAGACGGCGAGAAUGUCAACAUGUUUCAUAUUAAAAAUUGUAACAUAUACAUAUAUUUUAAACAUGUUUUCUCUGAAAAGGUUUAUAUUUAAAAAAUUGUCUUUGUAAAUACUUGUACAUAAAACAAAACAAAAACGAAAAUUAAUAUGCUUCAUAAAUUUGUAGUAAAGACUAUCACACAAUCUGUGUCCUUUACAUUUUUUAAUCAAUUAAUAAUUAAAUGUUUUAUAAAACAUUUGCAAUUUACAUAACUACAAUGUGUGAUCAAAAUACUACAAUUACAUUAAAUCAUACCGAGAAUAAGUAAUAAUAAUAAUAUUUAUCAUUGAAUAAUUAAACGCGCUGGGCAUUGAAAUCACGUAUGUCUCCAACUGACUUUAAUUUCAAAUAAUUUCAAGGCAAUUGAAUUUUGAAGCAGUGAACCUACCUUUUUUACGUUUCGUUCGUAGUAUCAAUCGAUACGCUAUUACUGAAGCAAGCGCUAAAUAAUGAACGACUCAAUUGUUCGAAAAAAGCGAACUUGCCUGGUUUUUGCCGGCGGACCUUCGUUGAAUCGAAUCGAAGCCCAUGUGUUAAUCAGUUAAUCAAAAAUCAUUCCAUUUCAUCGUAUCAGCCGGUCAGUUUUUCACAUUGAUACAUUUUUUACAAAGAGCUGCAUAAAGUACGCAAAAAAAAAAAGAGAAGAAAAGAAACGAAACCGAAGGAAAACGAGAAAGAGCGAAAACACAAACACGUGGUCGAGUAUCCCGACGAUACUUAGCUCGAAUAAGGUUUCCCCGAGACGUUAGUCUUACGCAAUUUUUUGUACUUAUGUUCCCUUCUUCUUCUCGUAUCUGUUUGUCUAAUUAGCUGUACAUUUCUCACGUAGACGACUCCUCGAAAAAACGAAGAGAGAGAGAGGAGAGUGAGAUCGCGCGCCAGGACGAAGCGAAGAUGUAUGUAUGUAGUACGCGACCUGACAAAAGUGAGAAUAGAUGGCCUACACUUUUA